This is a messenger RNA of Amoebophrya sp. A25, 157 nucleotides long. Lineage: Eukaryota; Dinophyceae; Syndiniales; Amoebophryaceae. The record is from the annotation of a GenBank genome assembly.
AUUGAAGCCUGCCGAGGGUUUGACCGAACUCUUUCUACCGGUGUCUAUUCCCGGCCGCACGUUACGUAACUGCACAUUGGAGCCACCGCCAGAAUUGCGGUUCAAUUUUUGCGACAUGGAAGACUACGAGUUCCUAAACCGCUUGGUGGUCAAGGAA